AUGAUAGGCUCUUGGCCUGUUUCUCAAAAUGUUAAAGUGGAUCAUCACCCCGCUGCAGGCCAUUGGUUUGCUGCUGGUCUCUCUCCUAAUAUUUCAGGAAGGAAUCGAGUUGCCCUCCAUAACAGCCCACAUUAUCCAGUGGUGCCUUAUACACAUGCUGGUAGCUAUGGCAGUUUGGGAAGCCAUGGUAGCUAUAAUGAUGGUACCGGGCUUGGAAGCAGCUAUGGAAGCUAUGGAGAUAACACUAAUAUGCUUACAUUUUAUUCUCCAGUGGGUCCAUCUGGGAUGAAUAUCCAUGCACAGGGUGGUGGGUCAGUACUUGGAACCAGUCCUGAUGCAAGGCGGAGAAUUAUUCAGUUACCUCCUGGGAAUGGGCUUGGAGUCAGUCCAGUGGGAAAUUUUGUGCCAAUGUCACUUGGCACUAGCCCUUCACAAUUUACUCCCCCAAGUUCCUAUAACCAGGUAUCAUCUGUUUCUCCUGGACAGUAUGGUCCAAGUUCGCCAGCAAGAGGCAAUUGUCAUGGAUCUCCAUUAGGAAAAGGGGCUGCCGUCAGCCAGUUUAACAGAAAAAAGAGUUGGGGAUAUUCUGGAAGUGUACAAUCACAUGAAAGUUCAUCACCUUCUCACUGGCAAGGGCAUUGUACCGAUGCUACCAUCUCUAGCCAAGCUGAGGAGAACUCUCCAGUGCUUGGUGGUUCAACAUUGUAUGUACCGUCCAAUUCAAAUGUUGGUAGCUGGAGGCAGCAACAAGGAGGCAGUGGAAUCACUUCUGGUUACCCUGCCACUCAUAAUAUUUCCAGUUCUUCAACACUUUGUUCCAAUAUGCAAUUUCCAUAUCCCAAAAGAGCCAGUCAUAACAAGCCUGAGGCUAGUAAUUCACUGCCUGAUCCUGGAGAUUGGGAUCCCAACUAUAGGUAA
Ilex paraguariensis (yerba mate) is the source of this 918-nucleotide messenger RNA. Lineage: Eukaryota; Viridiplantae; Streptophyta; Magnoliopsida; Aquifoliales; Aquifoliaceae. The record is from the annotation of a GenBank genome assembly.